Molecule: messenger RNA, 1032 nt
Organism: Kwoniella shivajii
Lineage: Eukaryota; Fungi; Basidiomycota; Tremellomycetes; Tremellales; Cryptococcaceae
Exons: 7
Coding region: 1-1032 (343 amino acids)
Cellular component (GO): nucleus; cytoplasm; proteasome regulatory particle, lid subcomplex
Molecular function (GO): proteasome binding; endopeptidase activator activity
Source: RefSeq, a predicted model, not a curated record
AUGUCAGCUCAAAUCUCUGUAUCAGCAGGUAGAUCUCACAGGAGAGAAGGAAGUAAAUACGUUGAUGCUUUACCCGAAAAAGGAACUUUGGAAUUAAGGUCCGAAGAUGGAGAAUUCACUCAAUUCUCUUGGAAGAACAGGACUACGGGUCAAGUCGAAGAUGAACUUCUCAUCUUUCCCGGAGAAGCUACUUUCACUCAAGUUGACCAAGACCCUUCUGGUCGAACACAUAUCCUCAAAUUCUCAAGCUCGGACCAGAAAUACUUCUUCUGGAUCCAAAAAUCAGAUCAACAAGCUAUUUUCCGUGCUCAGAUUGACAUUGAUUCCUUAUUGAGAGACCCUAGUUAUCGAGUCGGUUCAGCUCCUCUUCCUGUCCCCUCAACACCUCAAAGAACUCAAGAGCGAUCAUGGCCUCCCACACCUGGAGCACCCCGACUCUCACAUCCUGAACCUGCCCCUCGAUCUGCCCUCGCCGCCUCAGCUAGUACCAGUACACCUUCUGCCGCCGCUACAGGUGCCAGCUCUGGUGCGACCGGAUCCGCAGGGAUGGAAGUUGAACAAGAAGGACAAAGUGGUGCAACAGCAGGCACACAAGACCAAAUGGCAAGAUUAUUGGCUGAAUGGGCAAGAGGAGGUGGUAUCACUCCUGCCGACGAUGAUGCACGAUUGACAGACGUUCUGUCACCUAUACAAAUGUCAACUCUUCUUGCCACACAUCCAACUUUGAUCCCUACUAUAACUCCCCUUCUUCCACAAGGACUGGAGAUCGCACCUAGUGCAUCUGCUCAAGACUUAUUACCUAUCCUCUCAGCACCCCAAUUCACAGAUGCCAUAGCUUCGUUGGAUAACGCCUUAAGAUCAGGUGGAUUACCAGGCGGUAUGAUGAGAGAAUUGGGAUUGCCCGAAUCUGCCGGACAGAGCGUUCAAGGUUUCCUUGAAGGUUUAAUCGGGUUGAAGAAAGAUGGUCAAGAAGGAGCAGGAGCAGGCCCAGGCACAGGAGCAGAGGCAGACGAGAGAAUGGACGAGGACUAG